AUGCCGGCCCCGCAGCUUAUGGGCAUAUAUCCCCCAGACUCUAUCACCGAUGUCGCUCAGUCACUCCCCAUCGACCCCCUUGGCCCCGGAGCCGCGGCUCUCCUGGCUGGAGAUGUAGAGUACAGACUGCAUCUGAUACUGCAGGAGGCGAAGAAGUUUAUGGUGCAUGCGAAGAGGACCGUAUUGAUGCCAGAGGAUGUGGAGUAUGCUAUGGAGGCGCUCAAUGUAGAGCCAAUUCUGAUACCACCACGCCCACUUGCCGUCCCUUCAUUCCAUCCCAUCACCCUUCCCUCUCAAGGGACCGCCCCGCCCCAGACAGUCUACACCACCCCGGACGACGAAAUCGACUUUACGUCCUAUCUGAAAGAACCGCUGCCGGCGGGCGUAGCGAGCAGCGCUGGUGUCAAGUGGAAAGCGCACUGGCUGGCGGUGGAAGGUGUCCAGCCUGCGAUCGCAGAGAACCCUGCGCCUAGUGGGGGUGCCGCUGGGCCAGGAGCGAGGGGAGGCAAGAACGCCGCACAACCGGCUUCGACGACCUUGAAGGCUUCAGCAAAAGCCCAUUUGCCGCAAGAACUGCAACUGUACUUUACCCGCCUCACCAGCGCUCUCGUACCUCCCUCUCCGGCCAACUGCACCCCCGAUUCAGAAGCCGAACGGCAUAGGCUUGCGGCACUGGCUUCGUUGAGAGGCGAUGUAGCUGUUGCGGGGAUGCUGGUGUAUGUGGUCAAGUGGUUAGGAGAUAGCGUGCAGAAGUGCUUGAUGGCACCUCUGGGGACAGUGGGCCAUCUGGUAGAUGCUAUUGGGGCCUUGCUGGGAAACGAGGGAUUGUUCGUCGAGCCUUACAUACAUCAACUCCUCCCACCUCUUCUAUCCAUCAUCCUCACUGUCCCCCUCGGCCCCCAUCCACCUGUCCCAACGCCAAACUCACCAUCAGCCAACAACAUCCGCGAACGAGCAUCAGACGUCCUCGGCAAGAUAUCCUCCACAUACGGCAAGUCGUACCCCGGCCUUCUCCCCCGCCUCGUAUCCACCCUAAUCAAAGCUCUCAAAUCCCCGCCGUUCCCAAGUCCAUUGGGGGCGAGCCAGGCGCCGACGGGAAGGUAUGAAGGAGCAGUCAUGGGACUGGCGGUGCUUGGGAAAGAAGCGGUUAGAGAAGGGAUUUGGGGAGAGGGAGGAGAGGGGUUGGUGAGGAUCGAUAAUAUCGUCACGUCGUGCUACCCUGCAUCAGAAAGCGGGAAGAAGAAGAACCCGCUGAUGAAGUCGACUAUCAAAGCGCUUUUCCAAAUCAUACAACCGAAACCCGCCGACACCCCCACCCCUCCGGUCAACGUCGCCGAAGUUACAGAACUGUUUGGGACCAACACCGCAGCUGGACUGAAUAAGAAGGGAUGGACAGCGAGCGAGUUGAUUCGGAUGCGAAGAGAGGCGUUAGCGGAGGGUGUUCGGGAGGGGAGUGAUGGGUCGGCAGCGGUCAGUGGUCCGCCCGAGGUGUUGAAUGGCACCGGGGAAGAACAGACGGAUGCCGUGAAGGAGAAAGAUGAUGAUCAGAUGGAGGUUGAUACGCCACAGGUACAAGGCUAA
Messenger RNA from Cryptococcus wingfieldii CBS 7118, 1581 nucleotides. Its product is annotated as transcription initiation factor TFIID subunit 6. The coding region runs from base 1 to 1581 and encodes 526 amino acids. The transcript has 5 exons. Gene Ontology annotation, cellular component: SLIK (SAGA-like) complex; SAGA complex; transcription factor TFIID complex. Gene Ontology annotation, molecular function: transcription coactivator activity; protein heterodimerization activity; RNA polymerase II general transcription initiation factor activity. Gene Ontology annotation, biological process: RNA polymerase II preinitiation complex assembly; transcription initiation at RNA polymerase II promoter. Lineage: Eukaryota; Fungi; Basidiomycota; Tremellomycetes; Tremellales; Cryptococcaceae. The record is from RefSeq and is a predicted model, not a curated record.